AGGAACGACGUUUCACCGGCGUCUGCUGCCACCAUGAAGAAGAAGGCAGUGGGCGGCAGUGGUUACAGCCGCGUCAGCGCACCCAAGGCUGUCGCGUCCAAGUGCACAAGGAGCAGCAGCCACAACUGUCUGGACCCCGGCACAUCCGCCGCCCCGAGCGGUAAGCAGUCCGGAGCGGCCAGCAACGUUGUGAUGGAUGAGACGGAGGACGGAGAAGAGGAGUCCAAGUUUCAGCAUCCGCGGUUGCGCCGAGCCGGGGGGAGCGGCAGUGGCGGAAGUGGAGGAGGAGGAGGCAGUAUCAGGAUGAAGAACUUUACGCCAGGAGGGGGAGCCGCGUCCUCGGCUUCCAGGAGAAACUCCAACAAGGAGCCCUGCCUUACGCACACAGAGGAAGCUCCUGCCGCCCGACGGCCCUCUGCUGCCUCCAGAGCUGCCGAGACCCAGACACCCUGUGCGGGCGAUGCUGCCCGACGCGGCGAGACCAGCAGAGCAUCUGGGGCGAAGGCGUCAGAAUCAGUGGUCGCUGUCGAGGUUUUAACCGCGACAGCGGGUGAUGUUUGCAACAGCGUCGCUCCAAUUUCCAGCAUGAAAUGCAACAAAAACGGAGAAUGCAGGAGGGACUCGGGUACCGGGAGCCUGCGCUCAAUCAUCUCCAAGCAGGAGAAGCAGACGGGAGGGUCGGGGAGGGCCGAGGACGCAGGGAGCGCCAAGCGUGGAGCCUGUAACUCGACCAGAGCCAGCAUGGACGGCUCGAUCACACCAGGCGGGUCCCUGACCGGGGGGCACGGAGGAGAGAGCGCAAACCCCGGCCAUACCCCGGUGUCCAGCGGUGUCCACGAGAAAAAGGACUCCAAGGUGUCCUUCUCCAACGCACCAAGCCGGAAAGCCUCGUCCUCCCUGUACGGCCCGUCUCAGAACCAGCAGCCCAGGAACUCUGUCACUUUCCUGAAGCCGGAGGAUGGACCGCCGAUUGUGCCCGCCGAAGAUGGGGAACAGGGCAGCCAAGCCAGCUUCAUGCAGCGGCAGUUUAGUAGUAUGCUGCAGCCUGGAGUUAACAAAUUCUCCUUACGCAUGUAUGGUAGUCAAAAGGCGGUGGAGCGGGAGCAGGAGAGGGUCAAAUCAGCUGGAAAUUGGAUUAUCCACCCGUACAGCGAUUUCAGGUUCUACUGGGAUUUCACAAUGCUGCUGUUUAUGGUGGGCAACCUGAUCAUCAUCCCUGUGGGCAUCACCUUCUUCAAGGAGGAGACCACUACGCCCUGGAUCAUCUUUAAUGUGGUCUCGGACACUUUCUUCCUCAUGGACCUGGUGCUCAACUUUCGCACUGGAAUCAUCAUUGAGGACAACUCAGACAUAAUUUUGGACCCUCAAACCAUUAAGAAGACGUACCUUAAGACUUGGUUCAUUGUGGACUUUGUAUCCUCUAUCCCAGUGGAUUACAUAUUCCUCAUAGUAGAGAAGGGAAUCGACUCAGAGGUGUACAAGACUGCGCGGGCCCUGAGGAUCGUCCGCUUCACCAAGAUCCUAAGUCUUCUGAGGCUGUUGAGGCUCUCCAGAUUAAUACGCUAUAUUCACCAAUGGGAGGAGAUCUUCCAUAUGACCUAUGACCUGGCUAGUGCUGUGAUGCGGAUCUUUAACCUGAUCGGUAUGAUGCUGCUGCUGUGUCACUGGGACGGCUGUCUACAGUUCCUGGUUCCAAUGCUGCAGGAUUUCCCCUCAGACUGCUGGGUAUCUCUCAACAAGAUGGAGAACGACACGUGGUCAGAGCUCUACUCCUUUGCUGUGUUCAAGGCAAUGAGCCACAUGCUGUGCAUCGGUUACGGUCGGCAGGCCCCGGAGAGUCUAUCAGAUAUCUGGCUCACCAUGCUAAGUAUGAUUGUAGGAGCUACUUGCUACGCUGUUUUUAUUGGCCAUGCAACGGCUCUCAUCCAAUCCCUGGACUCCUCCAGACGGCAGUAUCAGGAAAAGUACAAGCAAGUGGAGCAGUACAUGUCCUUCCACAAGCUGCCUUCCGACUUCCGACAGAAAAUCCAUGACUACUACGAGCACAGGUACCAGGGCAAGAUGUUUGACGAGGAGAGCAUUCUGGGAGAACUCAGUGAGCCACUCAGAGAGGAAAUUGUCAACUUCAACUGUCGCAAGCUGGUGGCAUCCAUGCCGCUGUUUGCCAACGCGGAGCCAAACUUUGUAACAGCCAUGUUGACCAAGCUGCGUUUCGAGGUAUUCCAGCCACACGACUACAUCAUAAGGGAGGGCACGAUAGGAAAGAAAAUGUACUUCAUCCAGCACGGAGUCUGCAGCGUCAUCACCAAGGGCACCCUCGCAAUGAAGCUCUCGGAUGGCUCUUAUUUUGGAGAGAUCUGUUUAUUGACGAGGGGUCGGCGGACAGCCAGCGUCAGGGCGGAGACUUACUGUCGCCUCUACUCUCUGUCUGUCGACAACUUUAAUGAGGUGCUGGAAGAAUACCCCAUGAUGAGAAGAGCCUUUGAGACUGUUGCCAUUGACCGACUCGACCGCAUAGGUAAAAAGAACUCCAUCCUGAUGCACAAGGUUCAGCAUGAUCUCAACUCUGGUGUCUUCAACAACCGGGAGAAUGAGAUGAUCCAGGAGAUCGUCAAGUAUGACCGUGAGAUGGUGAAGCUGGUGGACCUGCAGCGGCCGCGAGCGAUGUCUAUGACCCCUUCCGUUGGCGGUAUCUUUGCUCCCCCUGGUCAGCCACAGUCAGGCUCUGCUAUCGCCACCCUCCAGCAAGCCGUGGCCAUGAGCUUCUGUCCUCAGAUGGCGAGUCCGUUGGUGGGCCCAGGGACGCUGCAGUCUCCUCGUAUGGUGCGAAGGUUUCAGGUGAUGCAGAGCAUGUCCAGCCCAGUCUCCAUGUCCCCGCUUCAGUCUCAACCACCUCAGACGCUCGGAGGGGCGUUUGGAUCUGCAAUCUCCAGCCCUCCGGUCCAAAGCCCGCUCGCAGCCCCAGGACGGACUUUCCAGUACAUGGCGAGUGCAGGACCCUCUGGGUCCCAGUUGUCUCUAGUUCAGCACCAUGCACCCAGUCCCACACAGACCCAGCAGAGGCAUGCCUCACACAAAAGCACCCACUCCCUUCAUACAGGCAGCUUGAGUCAGGAUACCCGGGUCAUGUCUGCCUCCCAGCUUUCACUCCCCCAGGAGGGAACAACACAAGCUGCCUCUGCAGCCCCCAGUCCUUCGCCCUCUACCCGCACCUCCAACACCUCCAUCGGCCCCCCUCAGCCCUCUCAUUCAGUCAUGCCCGGAUCCUCAGGGGUAGGGAGAUCGGCAGUGGCUCAACAGAGGGUGGCCUUUGCCUCCACACCGCCUCCUGGUGGACCUGCUGGGAUAGGGGCAGUAGCAGCAUCUGCUGGAUCAGGACCUCCAGACUCUGGAGUUCCCAAGAAAGAUUCAAUUGUCAGCCUUCCAGAGCUAGACUCUGCCAGAUCCCGGCUGUCUUCCAACUUGUGA
This is a messenger RNA of Pleuronectes platessa (European plaice), 3468 nucleotides long. Its product is annotated as potassium/sodium hyperpolarization-activated cyclic nucleotide-gated channel 2. The transcript has 8 exons. Bases 34 to 3468 code for a protein of 1144 amino acids. The record is from RefSeq and is a predicted model, not a curated record. Gene Ontology annotation, cellular component: membrane. NCBI's taxonomy places the organism in Eukaryota, Metazoa, Chordata, Actinopteri, Pleuronectiformes, Pleuronectidae. Gene Ontology annotation, molecular function: voltage-gated potassium channel activity. Gene Ontology annotation, biological process: transmembrane transport; potassium ion transport.